Messenger RNA from Peromyscus californicus insignis, 4299 nucleotides. It is a transcript of the gene Map3k14, whose product is annotated as mitogen-activated protein kinase kinase kinase 14. Gene Ontology annotation, biological process: protein phosphorylation; positive regulation of canonical NF-kappaB signal transduction. The record is from RefSeq and is a predicted model, not a curated record. NCBI's taxonomy places the organism in Eukaryota, Metazoa, Chordata, Mammalia, Rodentia, Cricetidae. Bases 128 to 2971 code for a protein of 947 amino acids. The transcript has 16 exons. Gene Ontology annotation, molecular function: ATP binding; protein serine/threonine kinase activity.
CGGGGCUAGACGUGGGGGCGUGGUCGGGGAGGAGCGGCUGGGGCCCCGAGCGAUCGCUGGCCAGCGAAGCGCCACACUCGCUGGGUUGAGGAGAACGGCGCUCAGCCGGUGAGCACGAGCCUGGGAGAUGGCAGUGAUGGAAGUGGCCUGCCCAGGCUCUCCUGGCUCAGCGGUUGGGCAACAGAAGGAGCUCGCCAAAGCCAAGGAGAAGACUCAGUCACUAGGGAAGAAGCAGAGCUGCAUCUACAAGCUUGAGGCUGUGGAGAAGAGCCCCGUGUUCUGUGGGAAGUGGGAGAUCCUGAACGAUGUGAUUACCAAAGGCACAGCCAAGGAAGGUUCCGAGGGUGGGCCGCCCGCCAUCUCCAUCAUCGCCCAGGCUGAAUGUGAGAAUAGCCAAGAGUUCAGCCCCACCUUUUCAGAGCGCAUUUUCAUCGCAGGGUCCCAGCAGUACAGCCAGUCUGAGAGUCUUGAUCAAAUCCCCAACAAUGUGGCCCACGCAACUGAAGGUAAAAUGGCCCGUGUGUGCCGGAAGGGAAAGCGUCACAGCAAAGCCCGGAAAAAACGUAAGAAGAGGAGGUCGAAGUCACAGGCCCAGGCAGGCGUGGCCUCAGCCAAGCCCCUGCCCCGAACCCCUGAGCAAGAGAGCUGCACCGUUCCUGUGCAGGAAGAUGAGUCUCCACUUGGCACCCUCUAUGCCAGAAAUGUCUCCCAGGUCACCAAGCCUCUGAAGGAACCAGACCUCGGCCACCUGUGCUGUAAGAAACAAGGGGACGGCCUGCGACCAGUGCUGCCGCGACCAGAACUCCACAAACUGAUCAGCCCCUUGCAAUGUCUAAACCACGUGUGGAAACUCCACCACCCCCAGGCCGUAGGCCCCCCACCCCAUUCCACUCACCCUUUCCCCUACAGCAGACUGCCCCAUCCUUUCCCAUUUCACACUCUGGAGCCCUGGAGACCCUACCCGCUGGAAUCCCUCCUCCUGGACAAACUAGCUGGUGUAAGUGGCCAGCAGCCCCUCGCUGGCCCACGCCUAAGCAAACUGGCCUAUGGAGACAGUCAGAAGCCCCGGCCCGGCCCACACCUGGAGUCCAGCUACCCGUCUCGAGGUGGCCAAGAGAAGGUUCCUGUGGAAGAGUACCUGGUGCAUGCGCUACAAGGCAGUGUGAGCUCAGGCCAGGCCAACAGCCUGGCCAGCCUGGCCAAGACGUGGUCAUCAGGGGGCUCCAAGCCUCAGAGACUCAGCCCUGAAACUGAGGACAACGAGGGUGUCCUGCUUACCGAGAAACUCAAACCAGUGGAUUACGAGUACCGAGAAGAGGUCCACUGGGUGGCCCAGCAGCCCCGUGUGGGCAGAGGCUCCUUCGGUGAGGUCCACAGAAUGAAGGACAAGCAGACAGGCUUCCAGUGUGCUGUCAAAAAGGUACGGCUUGAGGUGUUUCGGGCAGAGGAGCUGAUGGCCUGUGCUGGACUGACCUCGCCCAGAAUUGUCCCUCUCUAUGGAGCCGUGAGAGAAGGGUCUUGGGUCAACAUCUUCAUGGAACUGCUAGAAGGUGGCUCGCUAGGCCAGCUCAUAAAGCAGAAGGGCUGUCUGCCAGAGGACCGAGCCCUGUACUACUUGGGCCAGGCCCUGGAGGGGCUGGAAUACCUCCAUAUACGAAGGAUUCUGCAUGGGGAUGUCAAAGCUGACAACGUGCUGCUGUCCAGUGACGGAAGCCGAGCCGCCCUGUGUGACUUUGGCCAUGCCUUGUGCCUACAACCUGACGGCCUAGGAAAAUCCUUGCUCACAGGGGACUACAUUCCUGGUACAGAGACCCACAUGGCCCCAGAAGUGGUGAUGGGGAAGCCCUGCGAUGCCAAGGUGGACAUCUGGAGCAGCUGUUGCAUGAUGCUCCACAUGCUCAAUGGCUGCCACCCCUGGACUCAGUACUUCCGAGGCCCACUCUGUCUCAAGAUUGCCAGCGAGCCUCCACCUGUGAGGGAGAUUCCUCCCUCCUGCGCACCCCUCACAGCCCAGGCCAUCCAAGAGGGGCUGAGGAAAGAGCCUGUCCACCGAGCCUCUGCCAUGGAGCUUCGGGGGAAGGUGGGCCAGGCAUUACAGCAAGUGGGAGGUCUGAAAAGCCCUUGGAAAGGAGAAUAUAAAGAACCAAGACCUCCACCUCCAGACCAAGCCACCUGCCACCAGACCCUGCACACCCCACCAAGGGAGAACCCACCAUCCAAGGCCAGCACACCAUCCAAGGCCAGCACAGACGGGGCCUCUGAGCCUCGGCCUCCUCUGCCACCAGAACCACCAGAACAGAACAGAGCUCCAGCCCUGAACCUGAGCAAGGAGGAGUCCGGCACAUGGGAACCCUUGCCUCUGUCCUCCCUGGACCCAUCCCCUGCCAAGGGCCCCAGCUUCCCAGACCGGAGGGCAACCUUUCCAGAGCUGGAGCUGCAACAGCUGGAGAUAGAACUGUUUCUCAACAGCCUGUCACAGCCCUUUUCUCUGGAGGAACAGGAACAGAUUCUCUCUUGCCUCAGCAUCGACAGCCUCUCACUGUCAGAGGACAGUGAAAAGAACCCAUCAAAGGCCUCUCAGAGCUCACGUGACACCCUGAGUUCCGGCGUGCACUCCUGGAGCAGCCAGGCAGAGGCAAGAAGUUCCAGCUGCAACAUGGUGCUGGCCCGGGGGCGGCCCACGGACACCCCGAGCUACUUCAAUGGUGUCAAGAUCCAAAUACAGUCUCUCAAUGGCGAACACCUGCACAUCCGGGAAUUCCACCGGGUCAAGGUGGGAGACAUUGCAACUGGCAUCAGCAGCCAGAUCCCAGCCCCAGCCUUCAGCUUGGUGACCAAAGAUGGACAGCCUGUUCGCUAUGACAUGGAGGUGCCAGACUCAGGCAUCGACCUGCAGUGCACCCUGGCCCCUGACGGCAGCUUUGCCUGGAGCUGGAGGGUCAAGCAUGGCCAGCUGGAGAACCGGCCCUAGCCCUGUCUUCACGGCCAGCUCCACUCUGCCCACAGCAGGCUUCCUGUGAAUCUCAGUGUUCCAUGCUGCCCUGAGAUGCUAGCUGAGUCUGCUCAGGGAGAUCUGCCAGUCCUUGUUCAGCAGUAAGACCAGGGCUUGCAGCAGCGACAGGAGCAGAUAAAGCACCUCCCAGGAUUUGCCUCCUGAGUGCUGCUGGCCUCUGGCAGGAGAAACCCUUCACUCAUGAGGAGACAAGGAGGAAGACGGGGGUCUCAUCCCCCAAGGAAGAGAGCCAGUGCUCUCUGUGAUGCUCUGAACAAGGUAGCCAGACUCCCAUGGAUCAGUCAGCACUUGCCAGCAGUUGGAGGGCAGCUUCUAGCCUGGGUCAAGAAGAGCAGGUACCUAGAAAGGUAGAAGAGCCGGGCUCCCACCCAGCGCGUACAGAAAAAGCAGCAGGUGGACCCGCUCAGGGGCUUGUGGAGCCUUUGACCCCUUGUCUGGUCUCCCUGGCCGUUGACUAGUAUGAGACAGCAGGCAAGAAGGAUGCUAGCACCUUGGUAGAAUGCACCACACCUCCAGGUGAUUGCAGCCCAGGUCCUGAGUUGAGCUCCUUGUUCAACCAAGGGCCACAGAAGGUAUUGAAGAGAAGUGAUUCUCAGGCCUCAGUUUGUGGCUGCUGGCCAUCACUCCUCCUCAGAGCAUCAGGCCUCAUUGAGGCCUACCUUUUGGCUAGCUGGCACUCUAGCCCCUCAUCUGUGAAACUGAAGGAUGACAUGAGACCCACCUGACAGGAAUAGUCUGCAAAUGACAGAUGCUAAAGCCACAGAUGCAGGACUCGCCACCCUCCAGGGCACAUAGUGGGUAUCCAGCAUGCCAGCUUCGUGGUGGCAAGACACUGCCAGCAGCACUUUGCACUCUGAUGACCUCAAAGCACUUUUCUGGCUGCCUUCCAGCAGAGCAUUGGCUCUGCAUGGGCACAAGCAGGCCAGGGGAUGGGGAAGGGACUGUCUUGACCCAUCAUCCACACAGGUUUGACCGUCUCAAGCCGCCUCCAGAUUUAAGAUGAGCACUCCCACCCCCACUGCCCAAGCCAGGCUUUUCCUGGUGGGGCCUGGAGUAGCUGCUUAGGACUCAUGUAGCAUUAAGUUAACUGUGAAUCAUUGUGGGGAGGGGCGCAGAGACCCCUCCUCUGGAAAAGCUCAUCCCCCACCCCAGCCAGCCAUGAUAGCUUCCACCCAGCUAUUUGCAAGGAGCCAGGCUGCUCCUGGCCCCACCAGAGGAAGAACUGCAGCCAGCGCUGCAUUUGGGGUGUACCUGAGCUCUGUAAGCAAUAAAAUUUGGGGUGAUGA